ACGGGCAAUGUUCCUUUUGAUUGUAACGAAUAUUAACGAAUUGUGGUUAUUUUACUUAAAGAUUUUAUUUAUUAUUCUAAUUUAUUGUGCAAUUUAGAACCUAAUUUAUUAUUGAAAACUUUAUAUUAUUGUUUAUUAUUUAAUUGUAUCCCUUCACUGGUGAAGGAAAUUUCUAAUAAGAGGAAUAUAUGGAGAAAAAUGCUAAGUCAAGAAUGGAAGAAGAAGGAACAAAAUCAUAUCUGCAAGUUCAAAUAGAAAGAUUAAAAGCUUUACAAGCAAAACUUUCGUCUGGAGCAGAAGAUAAUUACGUUAUUGUAAAAGAAGAACAACGUAGCGGGUAUGAUUCAGAGUCGAGCGAGUAUUCAGAGGACUCGGCGGCAUACGAAGAUGUGCCGGCUGCAACCAAAAGCUCUGGGCCGAGGAAGAAUAUCAAUAGGGGAAGGUGGACGAAGGAUGAGGACAAAGUCCUCAAGAUGUACGUGAAGAUGUACAACGAGAACUGGGAGCUGAUAGCCGCUCAGUUCUCAGAUAGGUCGGACGUCCAGUGCCAACAGAGGUGGACGAAGGUCGUCAACCCUGAACUAGUCAAAGGCCCUUGGACGAAAGAGGAGGAUGAGAAAGUUAUGGAGUUAGUUGCUAAGUACGGUCCUAAGAAAUGGACACUGAUCGCGAGACAUCUUAAAGGCAGGAUAGGGAAACAGUGCAGAGAACGCUGGCACAAUCACCUCAACCCUUCUAUUAAAAAGACAGCUUGGACGGAACAUGAAGACAGAAUCAUAUACCAAGCUCACAAACAACUUGGCAACCAAUGGGCCAAGAUAGCAAAGUUACUGCCGGGCAGGACGGAUAACGCAAUAAAAAACCAUUGGAAUUCAACAAUGCGACGCAAGUACGAACCGGAACUGCUGGACAGCUUCGAGAACAUUCGGAAGAAGCAACGCUUGAAGAGAUACGAUGUAAACGAAGAACGUAGAGAGAAAGUCACUGUCGCUUAUAAUGACUCUAAUUGGACCGAUCCAUUCAACGAGUCAACACAAAGCAACUCUUCCAACACAAGUCAACCUUCAAAACAGGUGUUACACUUCAGACAGCUAUUGAAGGACCAGCUGAGCAACCUACAGCAACAGACACCAUCAAGGAAAUCUCCAGACAGAGGGGGUUUGGUCGCUGCAGAUACAGUGGAAAUUGUUGAAUCACCUUUCAAAUUUGUAAACAUAGACACGCUACCAAUAAACUCUCCCAUUAAGAACUUCUUAAGUCAAACAUCGACAGCUGAUAGCAAUGAUCAAAACACAGUGACAUAUGCUGUUCAAGAGUCGGCAAAGGAAAUAGUUGUACCAUCGGUGUAUUCUCCUAAGAAGUGCGACACGAACAGUCCGCCGCCUAUAUUGAGACGAGGGAAGAUUAAGAAACAACAGACACUUACACCUAAUCCUAAUACAUGGGCCGAAACAAUAUCGAAAGCUCUAGAAGGUGCGACUCCAAUCAAAGCUUUACCGUUCAGUCCCUCUCAGUUCCUGAACUCACCGGCCGGAUUAUCGUUUCCUGCUUUUGAUUCUACACCUUUGCGACAUGCUACCAAUAAGGAGUUGGGAGCUAGUCCGCUACUCCAUACACCUACACCUGUGAACAUCACUCCUGGAGGCAGUCAGCUUAAAAGCAAUACACCGAAAACACCUACACCAUUUAAAAUCGCGAUGGCGGAAAUAGGCAAGAAGUCAGGUCUUAAAUACGAGCCUUCUAGUCCCGGUCUGCUCGUAGAGGACAUCACCGAGAUGAUUCAGAGAGAGGGGAAUUCAGAAAGCACGGUUCAGUUGAACGAUUCCAUGUUAUCUUCUACUGCGGAUCAAGAAGCAAAUGUACAGGUGAACGACUCGGGCAUCGGCAGCGGGCGGCGCGGCAAGGAGAACGUGCCGGCGCACAAGCGCGCGCGCAAGGCGCUGGCGCACAGCUGGGGCGCCACCAGCACGCCGCACGCGCACCUGGCGCUCGUGCCCGACGUGUCCUUCAUCGUCGAGACGCCGAGCAAAACAUUAGCCGGUGACAGUUCAGUUCUCUUCUCUCCACCAUCGAUAGUAAAACACUCCCUUCUAGAAGAGUCCACGAGUCUCCACAGCUUAAUGAGUGCAGAGAACACUCCGGAACCAAUGAAAUACGAAGAAAUCGACAUUGAAACGGCUAUCACAGAAAAAACUAAGAUUCGAAGGCUUUCAACUGAACCGUUGGUCGUGAAGAAGUCAGCGGUACGUUCUAUCAAAUUCGACCAAGAUAUACCGGACGGUGCGAACGAGGAGAAACCUCUCAUAUUGACCGACAAUAAAUGGGAGACAUUCGCGUGCGGUAAGACACAGGAUCAACUUGAUUUAACAAUGUUGGCUCAUCAAUAUUUAAGGAAAACUGCAUUAAAACCACGUUCCCUCAAUUUUUAACGUACAAUCAGGUACAAAAAUGAUAAACGUCAAAUUAAAACAGUCAAUAUAGAACCUUAUUAGUUUAAAAUAAGAAUUACAAUCCAAUAAAAAUACGGCAUUUUGUUUGAACUCUUGGAAUGUUAAUCUACAUAUCGAAAGAAAACUAUUAUUAAUAUAAAAUCAGGCUGUACUUGAUAUAGACAAUAGUUAUUAGAUUGAAAGUGUUACAUUUAAAGUAAUUUGUUUUGUGAUUUGUUAUUUAAGUUACAAUAAUAUUAUUUUUUGAACAACGUUGCGUCAAAAUGUCAAAGAAUAUUAUAAGAAAAGACUAUCAGUUUCUUUUAAAAAGUCCGUUUAAUUUGGUCAAAAAAGUAUCAAUUCAAUUAUUCUAAACAAAUUUUAAUUUUAUUAAAGAAAGCCAACAGAAAUAUAAAGAUUGUAUUAAAAAUCAUAAUUCAUUUUGGGAAGAUGUUGAGAAAUUAUAUAUAUACAGGACGGAAGUUUAAGAUAAGGCAAGGACUACACGGUUUAAACCGUGUCUGAAUGACCAUGAAUUUGCUUAAACACAAUCUGCAGGUUCUUAUUUUGAAAUGUUAUUUUUCAAAACUUACAAUUAAUCAAUAAUUAUUAAAUAUACAGUGAAAUCAUUACAAUCUUUUUGCCGUUUGUCUUGCUGACCGUACUUUUUUCUCAACGUCAACGAAUGAUAAUUGAACGUAUUCAAAAUUAUUGCUCUUACAACGUCUUUUGUUGGUUUAGUGUAUAAAUAGCUAUUUCAAAUGUUCAUUCUGGAUUUAAAAAACGUAGUAGACAAUGAAUAAAAAAUAAACAACGAGAGCUUAAGCUCCAAGUGAUUUUGUAAAUAAAAAUAGUGUGAUUUUAGUUUAUAAAUCUUAAUUUAAAACAAUGCCUGUGUCGCAGCCAAAUGAUUAAAUUAGCCAUUCAAUAAAAUGGCUAUCCACUUUACUAAAGGCACCGUUCAACAGGCGGCCUGAAUGACAUCAGUCAAAUCUUGUGUUUAUGGAAUAAGGACGCUUCUGAAAAUAAGGUUGUUUAUAAACUCGGUGGCCUUUGGGACUACGGGAUGUGCAGCAUUUACUUUUCAUCUUGGGUUUUUUAAAAAACACUAGGGGUGUGUCUAGGGGCCAACAGAAUGUGAUUUAUUCCAUAAAUAAAAAAAAAAAUGAGUAGCAAAUGAAACCUAUUUUAUGAACGGAAAAUGAAUUUGUUGAUGUCGUUAAGACCGCUGCUUGAAAAGCGUUGUAUUAAGCUAAGCGUUUCUUUGAAUGGAAAAUUUAAUAAUUUGAUUGAUACGUAUAUUAAGUAUAUUAUUUAAGUAACAGCGAUUGAAUUAUUUAAAAAUAAACAAUGUCAAAAUUAAUUACGUUAACUAAAAAAAACUUUGCAAUGUCAAAUAAAUCUUUUAUGAUGCAAGUCUUUGGAAAAUUAUUCCAAUUAAUAAUCAUAUAAGAAUAUUGGAAAUUUAAUCCAAUAUAUAAACAAUAAAGAAACAAUGUUCUAUGUUUUAAAUUAAAUGUUAAAUCUGUGCCUGGAAUCCAGAUUAUACAAAUAUUUCUUUGUAUUGGAUUUGAUUAGAAUUGAUAAAUUCUAUUGAUACUUUGUGAUUUUAAUUUGUAACUGAAAUUACUACUAAUGUAAACUUUUAUAAGCUGUGUCUGUGUGUCAUAUGUUUGAUAUAAUUUGUGUUAGUUUUGCUAAAUGUAAUUCGCAUUUCAGAUUUAUAUAACGAUCUUCUGUUUAAAGUUUUUUUUGUAAGAGUUUAUUUUUCUAUGUAAUCCGUUCAAAUUUUGAAUUUAAAAGAGAAAUUGCCCAUUUUUUAUUUAACUUUUGUAAUAUAUUUCCUUUUACUAAAAUUUAAAUUUAUAAACUAUAAUAUAUGGUUAAUUUUGUUUUGAUUUAAGACGGAAUUGUCUUUGAGAGUUUUAAACAUCAAAAAAUCUAAAAUGCUGUUUCGAUUUUGAUAAUGUUGGUUUUAUAAAUAGAUAUACUAUUUUAAGUUUAGAAUAUUAAGAGUAAAUUAUGUGUAGAAAGAUUUAAUUAUAGUUUUUUAAGGCAAAGUUUUACAUUGUGACAAGAAUAUUGUAUGUUAUUGUAAAUAGUUUGUUUUAAGGAUGUGGAAAUAAAGGAUUGAGUAUAA
Messenger RNA from Vanessa tameamea, 4569 nucleotides. It is a transcript of the gene Myb, whose product is annotated as myb protein. The transcript is spliced from 17 exons. The coding region runs from base 189 to 2429 and encodes 746 amino acids. The record is from RefSeq and is a predicted model, not a curated record. Lineage: Eukaryota; Metazoa; Arthropoda; Insecta; Lepidoptera; Nymphalidae. Gene Ontology annotation, molecular function: DNA-binding transcription factor activity, RNA polymerase II-specific; RNA polymerase II cis-regulatory region sequence-specific DNA binding. Gene Ontology annotation, cellular component: nucleus. Gene Ontology annotation, biological process: regulation of DNA-templated transcription.